Messenger RNA from Pseudophryne corroboree (corroboree frog), 1428 nucleotides. Its product is annotated as paraneoplastic antigen Ma1 homolog. The transcript has a single exon. The record is from RefSeq and is a predicted model, not a curated record. Gene Ontology annotation, molecular function: zinc ion binding; nucleic acid binding. The coding region runs from base 1 to 1428 and encodes 475 amino acids. Lineage: Eukaryota; Metazoa; Chordata; Amphibia; Anura; Myobatrachidae.
AUGCAACAAUAUUCUAGGAGUGAAGUGUUUGACUGGUGUAUAAGGAAGGGAGUAACUCCUGAAAGGAGUUUUGUAUUGAUGGGGGAUCUCACAGACACCACUGAUGGUACAAUUAUGACAGAGAUGUUGUUUCUCUUUGGGGUGAAGCAACCAAGGAUUGCUGAUAAACAAUUCAGGGAAAGUGGAGAGAUGUGUGCUGUAUUAAUAACUACUAGUCAUGAUUUAGAGUCUGAAUUGCUUCCCAAAGUGGUGGCUGUGAGAUCUAACCCAGAACACAGGUGGAUAAUUAUAUGGCCUGAAAAGGAUGAAAGUGAAAGGGCUGCUGAACCCUUAAUUGUGGGUGACAUGUCUACUCCGGCCAGUGGAGAUCCCUCCGCGACUGGGGGAGAAGGUAGUCAAUCUCGGGGCAUUGAAGAAAAAUUAGGUAACCAAUUAGAGGUCAUAGCUGAUAAGGUAGUACAUCAAUUGGAAAGGUGGCAUUAUGAAGGUAGUUACAGGCGAUUACGGCUUUUUUCAGGGAUACUUCCUGUGCCUACUGGCGAGGAACCUUAUGAGGCCUGGAGGGAGGCAGCGAUACAGCAGUCUGAGGAGUGGCAUUGCCCCGAUCAUAUAAAGAAACAAAGGAUAGUAGAGAGUUUACGGGGACCCGCUAUGGGAAUUAUUCAAGCUACUAGGAAAAGUAAUCCUGGGGCUGCUGUGGCUGACUACUUUCAGGCCUUAGAAUAUACAUAUGGGACAUUGGAGGAUGUAGGUGAUUUAGUUGCCAGAUUCCAUCAUACUUAUCAGGAGAUAGGAGAGAAGUUAUCCCAGUAUGUAUAUAGAUUGGAUAAAUUAAUUCAUAAAAUCGUAGAUAAAGGAGGGUUAGCUCCCGCUGAAAUAGAUAGUAACCGCUUGAAACAAUUAAUUAGGGGAGCAUUAACAACUGACCCUGUAGCUCAGCGGUUGCGCUGUACAACUUUAUUAUUAGGGAGUCCCACCCUUAAUGAUUUGAUUAAGGAAAUUACACAGGAAGAAGCUUUAAUCGCUAAUAGGGAAAAGACUCAUGCCAAAGCUGUCAAAGUGGUGGUACCCUCUCCUGAGGCUCCAGGGUCGAGGGAAGAUAAGUUAGUUACCUUGGUAGUGGAACAAAAUAAGAAAAUUGACCAGCUUAUUCUUGCUUUAAAUCAAAGGGUGGUACCCUCUAGCCUUACUUCCAGUAAUUCAUCUAGGGGGUUUAACAGUAGCAGGGGAAAUUUUAGGAGAGGUGGAAAUUUCAUAAGCAGAGGGUGUUUCCGAUGUGGACAGUUAGGACAUAGAGCAGUGGAAUGUUCUAUAGACUGGGGAAUGAAUGAAGUGGGAACUAACGUUCAGUCAAAUAAUUCCCCUCAUCAGGGAAACGAUGGUGGGAGAUUGGCGGGCCCCUCGCCGUCUCCCAGAAAUAAGAUGUAG